AUGUCCUACUUCAAGGCGUACUUGGGUGCUGCGAAUGAACUUCCAUCUACACUGGAGAGGAUUCCACGUACUCUACCGGCAAUUAGCGUGACAACCCUUGAUAUAAAAUUUAAAAACUUCUUUGCCUUGUGGCUGUACUACUUUAAUUACAAAUACCCAAACUUGCAGUUUCUGAGACUAGAUAUCUCAAUUGGAUAUCAUAACUGGUGGCCAGCAGUCCUGACACAAGACGUAACAUAUACAUAUCCCUUGAAUCCAAAUAGACUCCAGCAUUUGGAAACACUUGAGCUGAUUACUGAAGAAAUAUCAAUGAGAACUCAUCUUGUUUUCUGGCAAUUCAUAUAUCCAUUAAAAGCGCCUAUCAAAAAUUUAAAGUACAUUGCAACAUCAAGCCACAGUACAGCUCAGCACUAUGCAGCAAAUGUCAAAAGCUUCUUGCAGUCCUUUUCGGAAACACUCGAAACACUUUCGGUUGAAGGAAAACUAUUUUUUUAUAUUAAACAAUGCCCAGAACUUGAACUAUCGUCGUACUCUCCGUUCUUGAAAGAUCUUCACAUCAAGUCUUGUGGUUUUUCCAUUGAUCUAGCACUACGGGAAAAAAAGUGGGGAUUCCGCUGGGGAUUCAGCUGGAGAUUCAGCUUGGGAUUGAGCUGGCGAUUCUCGCGAAUCGCAGUGGAAUCUCUAGUUCCCUUUUAA
This is a messenger RNA of Phycomyces blakesleeanus NRRL 1555(-), 696 nucleotides long. RefSeq lists its product as hypothetical. The coding region runs from base 1 to 696 and encodes 231 amino acids. NCBI's taxonomy places the organism in Eukaryota, Fungi, Mucoromycota, Mucoromycetes, Mucorales, Phycomycetaceae. The transcript has a single exon. The record is from RefSeq and is a predicted model, not a curated record.